Messenger RNA from Hypanus sabinus (Atlantic stingray), 3951 nucleotides. RefSeq lists its product as uncharacterized. Gene Ontology annotation, biological process: cell-matrix adhesion. The transcript has 32 exons. NCBI's taxonomy places the organism in Eukaryota, Metazoa, Chordata, Chondrichthyes, Myliobatiformes, Dasyatidae. Gene Ontology annotation, cellular component: cell surface. The coding region runs from base 1 to 3951 and encodes 1316 amino acids. The record is from RefSeq and is a predicted model, not a curated record.
AUGUCCUGGAGUGGUGCCUCAACUUUUAACUUGAGGUUUCUUGCAAAUAAUCGAAUUAACAUGGACUUUGCAACUUUCAAGAAUUUGAAUCCAGAAGAAGUGAAGGGUCUGAGUGCCCAGAAUCUGAUCGACUUGCUUGGAUUUAACCUUCGAGCUCUUCGAAGUGGAGUGAAUGAAACCGUAGUUCAAGUCUGGAUAGCCUCGCACAAUGAGUCUGAAGUUCGGAAAGUUGGGCUGCUUGGAGAUUUUCCAGAAGCCCAGCCUACUGACAGGCCUGAUAAUGCCACAGUUAAUGAUACAAGAUUGUGUGCCGGUGUGAACAGUUUGGCUUUGAACAAUUUCCUGACUAAAGUUAACACAAGCCAUACCUGCAGCUUCAGUAUUGCACAGUUUGCUUGCGCAGAGACUCCUCUGCUGCUUUCACAUCUAAGCAGUGACCUCUUGUCAGACAUCUUUCUGUGCUUCACUGGUCCAAAGGCUCUGAAUAGGUCAGAUGAAACUGCCCUGACUGUUUUCCUUCAGAAGCUUGACAGAGCCACAUUGAUGGAGGCACUGCACAUGUUCAACAACAGGACUCAGAACAUGACAGUAAUUCCCCUGAUGACAAAGAUCACAUUUAUGAAUGCCCUGUGGGAGGCUGUGAGAACCAGUGAAAACUUAACAAGUACCAUCUUCCUGAGAAAGUGGUUCCAGAGGCAAUUCCGGCCGUUCAUUGCUGGCAUUUCUCAGUCAGUGCUGAGACCUCUUCUGAGAAGAAAUCUAAGCUGUGAAGGUUAUCGAGCAGUCCUAAAUGGCCUCAAUUAUGGAUUCAGCGAUAUGCCACGUGAAACAAAAGAGACCGUGCUGAGAGUAUGGAUCCUUGGUUACCUCAACAGCACAGCGUUCCCACCACGUUGUUAUGUAAAUGGUAGCGUUACAGUCUACCUGAACAGCUAUUUCCAAAGUUUCUCCAAAUUGCUCAAGCUGACAGAUGCAUUUUUCCUCGUUCCUGAGUUGCUCAAUGUUACUGAUCCCCGUGAAUUGGCUGAUGUGCUGAGCAUGCCAGGGUUCAUCAAUAACAACCAGCUCCUGACCUCAGUGUUGGUCUCCAUCCAGCCCAUUCAGAAACUGGCUUCAUUCAUAGAUCAAUUCAAUGAAAACACCCAAAAGAGUAAACUGUCUCCUGCUAAUCGAGCUGCAAUCAUCGAGGGUGUGUGGCCUCAGUUUACCAGCAGUUUAGCUGCACUAAAUGACACUGAGGUAGAUAAAUGGCUUAAUUUCAGGCUGACACCAUAUCUGCCAUUUAUCACCUUUCCCCUCUUGUUUUCCGACAACAGCCUGAGGAUUGGGUGCCUGUCCUACCAGAAAGUCGUAAGAGCGCUGAAUACUCCGUACAAAGAACUUACUGUGGACAAACGGAAGGAAAUCUAUGAUGGCAUCAAAUCCUACCUGCAGCAAGAAGCCAGACCGAAAUGUUACAAUGCUCGUGAUCCAGUCCUGAACUCCACUGCGUGGUUCUCUCAAUAUCUGGGACUGUAUCUGAGUCAAGUCUCACUCUCUGACCUUCAAUCAUUCUCCGAAAAUGAAACAUUGCUUCAAGUGUUCGCAGCAAAUGCAGAAAACCUGAAACUUGUGGAAAACUUGAUGUUAUCGGAUGAGGUCUCAACAGCCUACAUUAACUUACUGGUUAAAAACAAUCCAAACUUUAAUGCUUCAAGUCUGCCAAACUCCCUUCUGUGCUUCAUUACCAAAACUAAUCUGCUUCAGAAAUUGACUGCACAGCAAACAUUGUCUUUAGUCGGAAGGAUAAACAAAGUCUGCGGACUUAACCUAACUUCCAACACGUCUACCGAUGGUACAGUACCUCCCGAAGAGCCAACAGAUGAGCAGUUGAAGUUGGCAGUUGUUCUAGUGGGCAAAAUCGACAACUUUUCAGUCAGCACUUUGAACACCUUGGGGCAAACUGCUGUUGGACUGUCAUUGUCACAGGUUGACAAUAUUGAUGGGAACACUCUGGAGCAAGCCCUGCCAAGUCUGGGCAACGUCAGAGGCUGGAACAUUGGCCAGACUAGUUCAAUAGUGAACAAGUUACUAACGAAUGGCUUCAAGGUCAAUAACUCAAGUCGUCUGCUGGGUCUGGGAAGCCUGGUGUCUGGAAUUCCCAGUGGUGUGUUCCGACGUAUAAAUCCUCAGAUAUUCAUCAGUGUUAUCUCAAAUGAGAGAUUUGUUGAGAAUAUCGGCAGAGCACCACAACCCAUACGACAGAUCUGUGUUCUGCAGGUGCUGAGGAAUGUGGAGAAUCCAGUGACAACAGUGAAGGCAAUUCCAUCAGUUCUUGCCGCAGAGGUUCCACCUGUCCUGUUAAAUUCCAACCUAAGCCUCGGUGAUGUUAACAAUAAAGAGUGGACUCCCAGUCAGUCCGCUGUGUUCUUUGAAAGGCUGGUCAGAUACAACAACAAUUUUGAGAUAUUUUCAGUGGCUGUCCUGCGAGGUUUCAGUUGUGGAGCAACAAAAGCCCUGGAUUUUCAGAGAUUUUUGAAGCUUGUUCAAGCAAUGAAGGUUAAAGGGAUUAUGCUUGAUGAAAGUCAGCUUGAGUGCAUUUCUGGCAGACUCGCUUCUGAAAGUAUGGAAGUGCCCUUGGACGCCUUGCCUGGGGAUGUUCUGCUGUUCAAUUAUCAAUACUUCAGGGCUUCAUACGAUUGCCGGGAUUUCUACAAACUAGUUGGGAAAUCAAAUGUCAACAUCUUAAGAAAAGUAUCAGUGAGAGAGCGAAAUAUUCUGAAUGAUGCCAGAAUGUGUUUGGGAAUUAUGAACAGAAACCUGACCAAGGAAGACUUGACAAUACUGGGUGGAUUGGUCUGUGACAUUGAUGGAUCUGUUAUCAGGGCAUCUGAUCUUUCGGUUCUGGAUGCCUUAAAGAAUUGUGUCUCCUUUAGAGAUGAUCAGAAAGAGGCAAUUGAAAUCCUCCUGAGAAGUGGGAAGAGCAGAUAUGGUUUACCUUCAUCAUGGUCGUCAUCUACAAUACAAGAGCUUGGAAAUCUUCCUUUGGCAUUGACCGCAACAUGGAGUCAAAUAAACAGGCCGACCCUUAAACAAGCUCUGCCAAGAUUUCUCAAGAAAAUAAAAAGAUUCAGAUCACCUGGAGAUGUGCUGAUAUUUAUUGCUCAGCUCAAACUACAAAGAAGCUCAAACAAUACUAGUGUCUGCACAGAGGGAGUAAUAGCACCAGAAGACAUUGAUGACUUCAUACCUGCAGUCUAUGAUGCUGCCCAGUUGGACAUUUGCUUGAGUGACCAUGUGCUGAGAGAUGGUGUUCUCCAAAUAGGAUCUCUUGCCUUUGACCCAACUCAGCUGAAAGUUCUGAAAAAGAAACUCCUGCAGAUUUAUCCCAAUGGUCUUCCAGAAAGCCAGAUUCAACUGCUGGGUAACAUCUCCACUGUAUUUAACGCAACAGAAGUCCACAGUUGGAAUAUCACUCGAGUGGAAACUAUUUCUGCAUUACUGGCACACAAGCUGGAAAACACAAUGGUUAAAGCCAUCAUUGGAAGAUACCUGCAGUUAGAUGGUAGUCUUAAUGUAGUUUCUUUGAAAGCUAUUGGUGGAAACAACUUGUGCACUUUGGAUGAAGAACAGCUGAUGAAGAUUUCAAACCUGACGGAUGCAGGCGCUCUGGAUUUCACUGCGUGUUCUCAGCCCCUUAAGAACAUUCUUUACAAUCAGGCCGUCCUUGAACUGAAUGCUCAGCAACAAAACCCAAUCGCAUACUAUCAGCUGAUAAAGGUGUAUCUGGGUGGUGCCUCAACUUUUAACUUGAGGUUUCUUGCAAAUAAUCGAGUUAACAUGGACUUUGCAACUUUCAAGAAUUUGAAUCCAGAAGAAGUGAAGGUACAAAUUAUUGAUUGCAAACCUCUGAUUGCUUUACUAAUGCAAUGCUUUCAAUCACUUUAUUUGACAUCGCUUUUCCCAUCCUGA